AUGUCCGCCCCUCAGGCCGACGGCUACGGCCAAUUCCCGGAUCAGCCACAAGAUCAGCAGCCCGGUGCUCCUCCGGUCGACGCUGGCGCUGGCGCGGCACCCAAGAAGAAGAAGCGUGGAUAUGCCGCUGGCGCCUUUGACGUUGCUACUGGCGCCAAUGCCGGCGUCAGCGGUCAAGUUCAGGGAGGCGCGCCGCCUGCGCCCCAGUACGGAGGUUAUCCCCAGGCUGACAUGCAGCAGCAGCAGCAGCAGCAGCCUCAGCAGGCGGCUGGCGGGUAUCAGUAUGGCCAGACCUACGGCGCUCCUCAGCCGGCUACUCCUCAGCAGGGCUACGGCGGCUAUCCUGCUCCCGAUCAAGCUGCUCAGGUCGGCGCGCAAGGCGUCGCUGGCAUCACACAGGGUGUUGCGGGUAUGAAUAUGGGGGCGCAGCAACCUGCUGCGAUGCCAAUGGCUCAGGCUCGCCAAGCUGCGCUCAAUCAGCUCUACCCUUCCGACCUGUUGAGCCAACCUUUCAAUGUCGCUGAGGUUGAUCUGGCACCCCCGCCGAUUAACCUUCCUCCUAACUCUAGCGUUACUCGCUCCGAGACGGCCAAUUGCCCUCCUAAAUAUAUCCGUUCGACCCUCAACGCAGUCCCGACGACAAACUCGUUGCUAAAGAAGUCAAAGCUACCGCUAUCCCUCAUUAUCCAACCAUACGGCUCUCUCCACGAUGACGAAGACAACGUGCCGGUCGUUCAGGACCAAGUUAUCUCUCGCUGUCGACGCUGCAGAACUUACAUCAACCCAUACGUCACUUUUAUGGACCAUGGCCACCGAUGGCGCUGCAACAUGUGCAACCUGACCAACGACGUUCCUCAAGCUUUCGAUUGGGACUCUGCCGCCCAAAAGACUGUUGACAGAUGGCAGCGACCUGAGCUGAAUCAUGCGGUUGUCGAAUUCGUUGCGCCUCAAGAAUACAUGGUCCGACCGCCCCAGCCUCUCGUCUACUUGUUCCUCUUCGACGUCAGCUAUGCUGCUAUAUCUAGCGGUUUGCUUGCCACCAGCGCCCGUACGAUUCUUGACAGCUUGAACCGCAUCCCCAACGCCGACAGGCGCACUCGCAUUGGUUUCAUGGCUGUCGACUCCAGCCUUCACUACUUCUCCAUCCCCAAGGACGAGGACCAGAACGCCGAGACUAACAUGUUGGUUGUCAGCGACCUGGAAGAACCUUUCCUUCCUGUUCCCCACGACUUGCUCGUGCCUUUGUCUGAGAGCCGCCAGAGCGUUGAGAAGUUCCUGCAGAAGCUGCCUGAAAUGUUCCAAAACAACCAAAGCAACGGCUCUUGCAUGGGCCCUGCCCUGCGUGCUGGCCACAAGCUCAUCUCUUCACUCGGUGGCAAAAUUGUUGUUCUGACUGCUUCGCUGCCCAACGUCGGCGCUGGCAAGCUUGAAAUGCGCGAGGACAAGAAGGUUCUCGGCACUUCCAAGGAAGGCGCGCUGCUGCAGACUGGCAAUAGCUUCUACAAGAGCUUUGCUGUUGAGUGCUCCAAGAACCAAGUCUCUGUCGACAUGUUCUUGUUUUCUUCCCAGUACCAAGACGUGGCCUCGCUUAGCAAUUUGCCUAGAUACACUGGUGGCCAGACCUGGUUCUACCCUGGCUGGCACGCUUCCCGCCCUGAAGAUGCACUCAAGUUUGCUUCAGAAUUCAGCGACUAUCUUUCCGCUGAGAUUGGUCUUGAGGCUGUUCUUCGCGUACGUGCCACCACGGGGCUUCGCAUGAACACAUUUUACGGCAACUUCUUUAAUCGCAGCUCUGAUCUCUGCUCAUUUCCUGCCUUCCCUCGCGAUCAGUGUUACGUUGUUGAAGUUGCUAUCGACGAGAACUUGACCAAGAACGUGGUUUGCUUCCAGGCCGCCAUCCUUCACACGACAUGCAACGGCGAGCGUCGCAUCCGCGUCAUGACCGUUGCACUGCCUACAACCACUAACUUGUCGGAUGUUUACGCUUCGGCUGAUCAGUGCGCCAUUACAACCUACUUCACUCACAAGGCGGUCGAGAGAGUCCUCAGCAGCGGCUUAGACGCGGCCCGCGACGCACUGCAAGCCAAGGUUACAGAGCUUCUUCAGACAUUCAGGAAGGAGCUUGCCGGUGGCAGCAUGGGUGGCGGUCUUCAGUUCCCUGCUAAUCUGCGCGGUCUGCCCAUCCUUUUCCUUGGUUUGAUGAAAAAUGUCGGUCUUCGCAAAUCAGCGCAGAUCCCCACAGAUAUCCGAUCCGCGGCGCUGUGCCUGCUCUCCACCCUUCCUGUUCCGCUGCUAAUGCGCUACAUCUACCCGCGCCUGUAUUCUCUGCAUGAUAUGCCCGACACUGCCGGCGUCACUGAUGGCGAAACUGGACAGAUUGUGCUGCCUCCUCCACAGAACCUCACCUCUGAGAGGCUGGCACCUCACGGCCUGUACUUGAUCGAUGAUGGGCAGACGCAGUUCCUGUGGGUCGGUCGUGAUGCCGUUCCCCAACUUGUUGCCGAUGUAUUUGGCGUUGAAGAUCGCACGAAUAUUCACGUCGGCAAAUGCCGCGUGCCCGAGCUGGAUGGAGACUUCAACGAGAGACAUCACGGUACCUCACCUAAGACCGCGCAGACCAGAGCGUCAGCGCUGCCCAGUGGUUGGGUGUUUUGCGAGAGAAGGUUGUGCACUGGUGCUGGGCACCACGAAUCAAGUGGAGCGCUCCAGCAUGAGUCCAGCUUUGAGCUGGAACAGCGGAUUUUGUCAUUCGAAUUUUUCUGGUAUUUCAAUAGCUAG
This is a messenger RNA of Akanthomyces muscarius, 2778 nucleotides long. RefSeq lists its product as uncharacterized. Gene Ontology annotation, molecular function: zinc ion binding; SNARE binding. The transcript has 8 exons. The record is from RefSeq and is a predicted model, not a curated record. Gene Ontology annotation, cellular component: endoplasmic reticulum exit site; COPII vesicle coat. Lineage: Eukaryota; Fungi; Ascomycota; Sordariomycetes; Hypocreales; Cordycipitaceae. Gene Ontology annotation, biological process: endoplasmic reticulum to Golgi vesicle-mediated transport; intracellular protein transport; COPII-coated vesicle cargo loading. Bases 1 to 2778 code for a protein of 925 amino acids.